AUGCCUCAAUGCCCUGAGUGCGAGAAGGUUCUACGUACCGAAAACGGUGUCAGGAAACAUCUAGCAACGUGCCAAGCAGCCCAUGAUGCUCGCAAGAGAGCGUAUGGCGCUGCUGCUGAUCUCGGCUCACCCACCAAGCGUCGAAGACAGGCGUCUCCGAGCUCGGAAGAGCCUUCCGCUGGUCCGUCUCGUGUGUACACGGCUAUGAGCAGCCUUUCAUACGGGCAGGAUCAUGAAGAACAGACAAACUACAGUGAGAAUGCUAAGGUAUGCCCUGAGACUGCAUCUGUAGUCUCCGUGCACGAAGCAGAAACUCAGUCAUCUCUACCUCUGGAAUAUGUCUCCAAGCGCUCUGGGCGCACGGUACGAAUGCCGGCUCACUUUCAAGACCUUAUACCGAGCAGCACGACGCACCUCGCUCACAUGCCGCUAUCCUCACGCCAGAAUAACGAGCGUGCUAUCACACCUCCUCCUCCACCUUCUCCGAGCUCGGAAUCGCCUCCUCCGCCUGUAGAGGCGGUCAACCACACUACAGAAGAAAAUACAUUCGGGCUGUAUCGCAUAUACGAGCGAUCACCGACGCAUAUACCCGCCGACACGCUCCAAGAUGCUACAGAUGCUCCUUUGCUACAAGUAUGCUCUUCUCAGCAUUCGACUACUUCGCUUUACCUGGGUACCCCUUCUCCUGGCGAUUGGACUCUGGAUGAGGUCAUGGCCGCGUUCAAGAACCCUACCUGUGGGAUCAUGCUCGCGCAUCUUAAUGCUGGAUCAACACUCAAGUCAGAGAUCGACGCGCGGUGGCUCACCUGGCUACUCAGCCAUCCGCUGUUCAAGAAAGAAGAGCUCGUUGACUACAAGCCGCACACCAAUAACGUGCGACUAGACAAAUACCUGAAGCGAUCGGGCAAGGAGAAUAUUUUUCGUGAAGAGAAUGGCUGGAAGUCUUCGUCGGCCGACAUUCCCCUCCCUUUCGAAGGCCGUCGCAACCCUGGAGGCGAAGCAGGCGCUCCAAAGCUUACGGUCGAUGGUAUAUUUCACCAAAACAUCGUUGACAUAGCACUGGCCGCUGUUCAAGACCCAUCGACUUUUGCCGCCUUCAACACGACGCCUUUCGAACAACGAUAUCAUACUCCAGAUGGCCGCGACAUACGCGUUUACUCAGAGGCAUAUACUGCCGAUUCGGCUCUCAGAGCAUAUCGCGAGGUGAACUCACUACCACGGCAACCAGGGGACACACUCGAGCGCAUGACUAUCCUCGUCGAUCUCUAUUCGGACGGAACGCUUCUGGCGAACUUUGGCGAAGCAUCGCUCCAUCCAAUAUACAUGUUCUUUGCUAACCAGUCGAAGUAUACUCGAAGCAAGCCAACGACGCAAUCUUGCCAUCAUCUGGCAUAUAUUCCAGAUCUACCAGAUGGAUGGCAAAACACGUAUACUGAUAUAUUCAAGAAGCUACCCACAAAAGACGUCCAUACACAUAUGAGGCGUGAGCUCAUUCAAGCUGUAUGGCGGCUUUUAUUGAGCGAUAGACGUCUUCGGCGCGCAUACGAUAAGGGGAUCAUAACAACAUGUGGAGACGGCCUUGAUCGACGAGCAUUCAUCCGCUUCAAUACGAUCGCUCUUGUUACGCUUAAAUACUUGGGUAAAUUUCCCUGCCCUCGCUGCCUUAUUCCAAAGGCUCGGUUGGCAGAGAUGGGGAUGCCACGCGACAUGCGGAUGCGCUCCAAAUUUCGCAAGGACUCGGAGGAUCUCCAAGCACGCAUAGAGCUAGCUCGCAGCAGAAUAUUCAAGAAAGGUUAUUCUAUUGGUUCUAGUCGAGUGACGUCCCUCCUUAAUGACGGAUCAUACACUGCUGCAUCUAACGCAUUCUCUGAGUUCUUUCUCCCCAGAGGAGUCAACUAUUUCAGAUUAUUCCCGGUGGAUCUCCUUCACGAGGUUGAACUCGGGGUUUGGAAGACUGUACUAACUCAUCUAGUCCGAAUGUUGCUCUCGAUCGGAGGCAACGCAGUCAAGGUUGUUAAUAGCAGCUACUGUAAAGUGCCUACGUUCGGACGGGUAACUAUCCGGAAGAUUCGCAAAAACAUCUGUGCUAUGAAGAGAUUAGCAGCGCGCGAUUUUGAGGAUUUAUUACAGUGCGCGCUGCCCGUGUUCGAGGCUGUCCCAUGGCCCCACCGAGGUCAUCGGAAGGUCAUCUUAGACCUCCUUUUUGAGCUUGCCAAUUGGCACGGCCUUGCAAAAUUACGACUGCACACCGAUGAUACGCUUCGAUUACUCAGAUCCGCGACGGUCAGUCUCGGCAAAAUACUACGAGAGUUUCAGUCCGAGGUCUGUCCCCACUACGAUACACGCGAACUUCCCACAGAAACGUCUGCCCGAGGUCGCCGAGCAGUCACUCGUCUGGCUAAUCAGGCAGCUGGCUCAGGUGCUCAGGGCGCUGACGUCAAUAUUUCAUCAAGAAGUCUCCGGAAAGAGCUUAACUUGGUUAUAUACAAGUUUCACUCUCUCGGAGACUAUGUACAGACAAUCCAGGAGCACGGCACCACUGAUAACUUCUCGUCUCAGCCUGGAGAGCUCGCCCACCGUAGGCCCAAGGCUGGCUGGUUCAAGACUGGCAAGAAAGCCGAGAGUGCGGUUGAGUCUUUGACUCGUCUAGAGACCCGCGAGCGUUUUUUCCAUAAAUUCAUUGACUAUCUCAAGGCUACAUCAGACGAAGACAUGCCACAGGGUUUCUUAACAGCUGAGAAGUCUCAGCAAGUAUCGCCAGCAAAGAGCAGUCCUGAAGACCGAUACUGGGUCUCCUCGGACUCGAAGCAGUCUCUAUCUCUGUGGGACUUUAGAGACGUGUUGCACGAUGCUUUCGAUAUCGAUAAUACGGAGUUCAUGACGUGCUUCAAGUCGCACAUCCUCGACCGUCUGAUAGAGCAAAAGGACGUGCCAGACGUACUGGGUCUACCAGCGCAUUCCCCCGACAUGGACUACUCACUCCAACAGCUUGACACGCUGAUUAUCGAGAAGGACCGGAUCCACGAACAUAGGACCAUUCGAAUCAACUACACCACGUACGACUUACGGCGCGAGCAAGAUAUCCUGAACCCUCGUUCACGAACGGAUCUAAUGGUCAUGUCUGACGCAUCUGCGAGCGACGAUGUCCCGUAUCCAUACUGGUUUGCUCGACUCGUUUACACCUUUCAUGUCAAUGUCUACUUCCGCGGCGAGCGUCCUUCUGCGAGUCGACAGAUUGUUAUGCUCCUUGUCCGGUGGCUUCAGAACGAUUCGACAUACAGCUGUGGUUUUGAAGAACGACGACUACCUCGUGUUGCCUUCCACCCCCUUGGAACAUCGCAAUGCUGGGAUUUUAUUGAUCCUGCCGCUGUUAUUAGAGGUGCCCACUUAAUUCCAGCCUUCAAGUACGAGCAAACACCUGGUCCAUCAAUCCCUCGACAUAUAGGACGUCUUCACUUUGGGCCGAAGAGCCCCGAUUCAGUGAGCGAAUGGCUAUUCUAUUAUGUGAACAUAUUCGUUGACAGGGACAUGCUCAUGCGGUUUCGAGGCGGUGGCAUUGGCCACAACUUACCCCCAGAUUGGGACCGAAAACUCCUAGCAUUGACUUCGAGUGUCCCCGAGGCCGAGGAGCGCGAACUAUUCGAUGACCACCUCAGCGAUGAGGAAGAGCAAGGUGAGGAGCCUGAGGAACUCACAGAUGACAGCCGCAGCGGAGAUGGCAGCGACGAGGAUGAGGCUGAGAUGGAAAUGGAUAUUGAAGAGCAGGCGGAUGAGGGAGGUUUCUUGGGUGAGGAUGAAGCGCUCGCUAACGAGGCUGGCUUUGAUGCAUUGUAG
This is a messenger RNA of Coniophora puteana RWD-64-598 SS2, 3834 nucleotides long. RefSeq lists its product as uncharacterized. The coding region runs from base 1 to 3834 and encodes 1277 amino acids. Lineage: Eukaryota; Fungi; Basidiomycota; Agaricomycetes; Boletales; Coniophoraceae. The transcript is spliced from 10 exons. The record is from RefSeq and is a predicted model, not a curated record.